This is a messenger RNA of Syngnathus acus (greater pipefish), 1608 nucleotides long. RefSeq names its product fibrinogen beta chain (gene fgb). The transcript is spliced from 13 exons. Gene Ontology annotation, molecular function: signaling receptor binding. The coding region runs from base 63 to 1556 and encodes 497 amino acids. Gene Ontology annotation, cellular component: fibrinogen complex. The record is from RefSeq and is a predicted model, not a curated record. NCBI's taxonomy places the organism in Eukaryota, Metazoa, Chordata, Actinopteri, Syngnathiformes, Syngnathidae. Gene Ontology annotation, biological process: blood coagulation; protein polymerization; platelet activation.
GGUGGAGCGCGCCAGCAUAAAAAGCGUCUUUGAGGGCCGCGGGACACAAGAGCAAAGCCAAGAUGAAGACCACAUGCGUGUUGCUGCUGCUGCUCCUUUGCGUGAGUGGCGUCGCCCCACAGGACGACCUGGAGUACGACGAAUACGACUCGGACACAAAGAAGCCUUUGAAGACCAACGCCACGGACCCAGGUGGACCCGACGCCCGCGGCCACCGCCCACUCACCCACGGCCGGGACUCCUACAACCCCAACCGCUAUUCGCCACCCCCGAUUAGUGGUGGGAGCAGGUAUCGAGGACGCCCCACCACCACGUCCAGAGGAUCCAAAGUGGAAGAGGAGAAGAAGGUGCACCCCGAGUCAGGCGGCUGCUCGUAUGGCGGCGGAGAAUUGGGUGUUUUGUGUCCGACUGGCUGCGAGCUGAAAGUUGCGCUGCUCAAGCAGGAGAAGAGCGUCUCGACGAGCAUCAAGGCGCUGACACCUCUGGUGGACGACCUGUCGCGCUCGUCCAAUGUCGUCUACAACUUCGCCACCGAGAUGUCCUCCUCGCUCACCGAGCGCCAGCGAAUCAUCGGAGACAACGGGCGGGUGGUCAAUCAGUUCACGAGUCAGGUCGAGGAACAGCACGCCUUCAUCAAGGAGACGGUCGACUCCAUCUUCCCCUCCACCAUUCGAAUCCUGCAAGGCGUGGUGGAUAAGCUCCGUGAGAAGAUCGAGAAGCUGGAGAAGGUCAUCCAAACGCAGAGGGAGCAGUGCAAGGAGCCGUGCCAGACCAAAUGCCCCAUCCCCGUGGUGACUGGAAAGGAGUGUGAGGACAUCUUCCGCCGUGGCGGGAAAGAGUCGCAGAUGUACCUGAUCCAACCGGACCCCUUCGUUGCCCCAUACAGAGUCUUCUGUGAUCAAAGCUCCCAGAACGGAGGAUGGCUCCUCAUCCAGAACCGACUGGACGGCAGCGUGGACUUUGGCCGACGCUGGGACGAGUACCGCCGUGGUUUUGGGAACAUCGCGAUGGACGUGGGCAAGGGUCACUGCGAGACUCCAGGUGAAUACUGGCUGGGCAACGAACGCAUCAGUCAGCUGACCAAGAUGGGUCCGACGGAGCUUCUCAUCGAGAUGGAGGACUGGACGGGCGCUAAGGUCUCCGGCCUUUAUCGCCAGUUCACAAUGCAGUCCGAGUCGUCUAACUACAUGCUGGCAGUGAGCGAAUACUCGGGCAACGCUGGGAACUGUCUCCUGGACGGCGCUCUGGAGCUGUUUGGGGAAAACCGCACGAUGACCAUACACCAUGGCGCAAAGUUCAGCACUUACGACAGAGACAACGACAACUGGAACCCCGGCGACCCCUCAAAGCAGUGUGCCAGAGAGGACGGCGGCGGCUGGUGGUACAACCGCUGCCAUUCAGCCAAUCCCAACGGCCGAUACUAUAUUGGCGGAGCCUACACCAAGCAGAUGGCCAAACACGGCACAGACGACGGCAUCGUGUGGAUGAACUGGAAGGGAAGCUGGUACUCGCUCAAAGCCAUCAGCAUGAAGAUACGACCCGUCUUCGCCUCUUGAUAAACAACAACAAUAAUAGAGACUUUGUUAAUAAAUGUCACACUUACUUGAA